Molecule: messenger RNA, 3227 nt
Organism: Ochotona curzoniae (black-lipped pika)
Lineage: Eukaryota; Metazoa; Chordata; Mammalia; Lagomorpha; Ochotonidae
Product: oxysterol-binding protein-related protein 11
Exons: 13
Coding region: 697-2973 (758 amino acids)
Cellular component (GO): membrane; cytosol; intracellular membrane-bounded organelle
Molecular function (GO): sterol binding
Source: RefSeq, a predicted model, not a curated record
CGCUGUGGGGCUGUGGGUGGGGCGGUGGCCGGGAGUCUGGCGAUCGUAAUUGGGGCUGGAACGAGGGCCACGACGAGGUCCAUUCUUGGGAACCCUAUCGAGGGGUCGGGGCCCGGGCCAGGGGCGUUGGAGGAAGCCGCCGCGAGCAACACGCCUCUGGCCCCAGAAGAGACCGCUCUAGAAGCCGGCUUCCCGCCCCCGGCGGCCUCCGUGCUCGACCCUCCUGCCGGCUCAGCCGCGGGGGCUGCGGCGCCGGGCGCCCAGUGGGCUGACCGGGCCACGCUGAGGACCGGCCGCACGAGAAGCGGCCGCGCGGCGGGUCCGUCCCUCAGCCCGGAGGUCAGGCCACGGCUGCCCUGUCGGUGGUCCACCGCCCUGAGCCCAGCCCCCUUGGCUGGCCAGCCAGCGACCUCCCUGCACGCCUGCCUCUCUGAAGAUGCUUCCAAGCCCUGUCGCUGGGUGAUUUUUUCUUUCUUCUUUUCCUUUUUUUUUUUUUUUUUUGGCCUGCAGAUUUAAAGGAUAGCUGUCUUCCCUCUGGAAAGUUCAACUUGAGUGGGAAUGCGUAAUCUUUCUUGGACCUUCCGACGUUCCCGGCUUCCAAGCGCCGACUGAUCUAGUAACUGGGAUCCCAUUCAGAUCACACGCGCACACACACACAAAAGAGCAGAGUUGUUCUCUUGCACUCAACAAGGGCAGAUGGACUUCGGAAUUAAGAUGCAGGGCGGUGAGCCCGUGUCGACCCUGAAAGUCUCGGAGAGCGAAGGCAAGCUGGAGGGCCUGACCACCGCCGUGAUCCCGAACAAGAACAGCAGCAACAGCAGCUGUGGGGGCGGCGGCCUCAGCAGCAGCAGCAGUAGCAGCAGUGGCCGUGGUGGUGGCAGCGCAAAAGGCUGGCAAUACAGUGACCACAUGGAAAACGUGUAUGGUUACUUAAUGAAGUACACCAAUCUUGUCACUGGGUGGCAGUACAGGUUUUUUGUUUUGAACAAUGAAGCUGGACUGUUGGAGUACUUUGUGACUGAACAGUCUAGAAAUCAAAAGCCCAGAGGCACCUUGCAGCUUGCAGGAGCCGUAAUAUCACCCAGCGAUGAGGACUCGCACACCUUCACCGUGAACGCUGCCAGUGGGGAGCAGUACAAACUCAGAGCCACGGAUGCUAAAGAGCGACAGCAUUGGGUUAGCCGACUUCAGAUAUGUACACAGCACCACACUGAAGCUAUUGGGAAGAAUAAUCCUCCUCUGAAGUCACGGAGUUUCUCGCUUGCAUCUAGUGGUAAUUCUCCUAUAUCGCAGAGGAGACCAAGUCAAAAUGCCAUUUCUUUCUUUAAUGUUGGACAUUCCAAACUGCAGUCGGUAAGCAAGAGAACACACUCACCUCCAGACCAUCUUGUGGAAGUCAGAGAGAUGAUGUCUCAUGCUGAAGGACAACAAAGAGACUUAAUUAGACGAAUUGAAUGCCUUCCUACUUCUGGCCAUCUUAGUUCCUUGGACCAGGAUCUCUUAAUGCUCAAAGCUACUUCCAUGGCAACUAUGAACUGCUUAAAUGACUGCUUUCAUAUUCUCCAGUUGCAGCAUGCAUCCCAUCAGAAGGGCUCGUUACCUUCAGGAACGACAAUCGAGUGGUUGGAACCAAAGAUACCUUUAUCAAACCACUAUAAAAAUGGAGCUGAGCAGCCCUUUGCAGCCGAGCAGAGUAAGCCAGUGGCAGUCCCGGAGGAGCAGUCUGUUGCAGAACCUGGACUCCCAUCAAGGGAACCUGAGGAGAUAAAUGCUGAUGAUGAGAUAGAGGAUACAGGUGACAACAAGGAAGAUGACCUGGGAGCUGUGGAAGAACAACGAAGUGUUAUUCUACAUCUUUUGUCCCAGCUCAAGCUGGGCAUGGACUUAACAAGAGUGGUGCUUCCUACGUUUAUACUGGAGAAACGAUCCUUGCUGGAAAUGUAUGCAGACUUUAUGUCUCAUCCUGACAUGUUCAUAGCCAUCACCAAUGGAGCCACUGCUGAAGACAGAAUGAUUCGCUUUGUGGAGUACUACCUUACCUCAUUUCAUGAAGGCCGGAAGGGAGCCAUCGCUAAGAAACCGUACAAUCCCAUCAUCGGAGAGACGUUCCACUGCUCCUGGAGGAUGCCAAGAAGUGGGGUCACCUCCAGCGGCGCUUCUGCUCAGGCAGCCCCCAGUCACACUCUGCCGCCAGACGAGCCUGUGAGCCAGGUGGGCUCGGACUGCUACACGGUCAGAUUUGUUGCCGAGCAAGUCUCCCAUCACCCACCAGUCUCGGGUUUUUAUGCAGAAUGUGUAGAGAGGAAGAUGUGUGUAAAUGCUCAUGUCUGGACUAAGAGCAAAUUCUUAGGCAUGUCCAUAGGCGUGACCAUGGUUGGAGAAGGUGUCCUCAGUCUGUUGGAGCAUGGAGAAGAGUAUACAUUUUCCCUGCCUUGUGCUUAUGCUCGGUCAAUUCUAACCGUUCCUUGGGUGGAAUUGGGCGGCAAAGUCAGUGUCAACUGUGUAAAAUCUGGCUAUUCAGCCAGUAUCACUUUUCACACGAAGCCAUUUUAUGGAGGCAAGCUGCACCGGGUUACAGCUGAAGUAAAGCACAAUCUCACCAACACUGUGGUCUGCAGAGUGCAGGGAGAAUGGAAUAGUGUCCUAGAGUUUACUUACAGCAACGGGGAGACAAAGUACGUGGACUUGACUAAAUUGGCCGUGAUGAAGAAAAGGGUCCGACCCCUGGAGAAGCAGGAUCCCUUUGAAUCCAGGCGAUUAUGGAAAAAUGUGACUGACUCUCUGAGAGAAUCUGAGAUUGACAAGGCCACAGAGCAUAAGCGAACCCUGGAAGAACGCCAGAGAGCUGAAGAAAGGCAUCGUACUGAAACAGGCACUCCCUGGAAGACCAAAUAUUUUGUUAAAGAGGGAGAUGGCUGGGUUUAUCACAAACCCCUCUGGAAAGUAAUUCCAAGCACACAGCCAGCGGAGUGACACAUGCUUUCUCAGACUCGACCAAAUGCGGUUCUUCUGUGUUUACCCCAAACCCUCCCAGAAUGGAGUCAUCGCACUGAGUGACCUGCUUCCCAGCUGCACACACUGAAGCUAGCUCAACAUGAAUGUAGCCACUGGGGCCCCGGUAGACUGCAGCGAGACCAAAGUGUUGGGGAAACACAGUGGCCCUCUCACCACUCUGUUCACAGGAUGCGAGCAAUACCACCUGAAAACCUUUUACCUGGAUUCUUAAC